CACUAAUGUAGCUGCCAGGUACAACGCACAAGCAAGCUUAGAGGAAGCAAGAGCGGAAGAGCCCCCUGUCUCCCGUCAGGUGAUAAAAGGAGGAGAUAACAAAGGAUGGCCGACGCGGUACUGGGUAGCGUGACAAACGCUCUCGAUAUUGUGUUCAAGAUCAAACAUGCUGUGGAUACAGUUAAACGGAAUGAAAAGGAAUGCCAAAAGAUCAAGAGGCGUGUGGAGAGGGUCGGGCACACGCUCUCGUUGUGCCAAAAGGACGCGGAGCUAAUGAACCCCGAGGGGAGCGGCACUGCACUGGAGGCGCUGCGUGAGAUCCUCGCCGAGGCGCUCGAGCUCGUCACAGACUGCCAGGAAGAGACCAACAUGUGUUGUCUCCUCAUAAAGGCCGGGGAGAUGUCCAAGCAGCUCAACCAGGUGGACCAGAGUAUAUCUUGUAUAAACUCCGAGGUGUCGCUUGCCAUCAUGGUCUGCAUUGCGCCGCGCACCAAGCCACUUAAUCUCUACCAAGUACCGGAUGGACAAGGCCGUUCGCUCCAAUUGGACAAACGAACACGGAGUGUACCACAUACAAUUUCUGAAGUUGCCGUUGAGAUAAAGGUAGCGUUGGAUAAAGUUCAGAGGAACAAGGCAGAGUGCAAUGAAAUUGAAAAGCGUGUGAAUGGAGUCAACACCCUCCUUUCACAGUUUGGAAAUACAGAACUCAUGAAGGACCCAUACAUGAGGGCUUCAAUAGAAAAGCUACAUACAACCUUUUGCAUUGCUCGCACACUCGUCAUGGAUUGUCAGAAAAGAAAUAUCAUUUUCAUCCGAUCUGGUUGGGAGUUGUCAAAACAGUUACAUGAGGUACUAGAGAAAAUUGAUCUUGCCCUUGAUGAGAUGAUCACCAUCAGUUCUGGCUAUGAAUGUAUAGUGUGACAAUGUGGCGUGCCCUCCAUCCUAGCCUCUCAAGUGCAAAAUUGAAGUAAAUGAUCAUGAUAAAAGGAUGGUGGCCAAACCGUGAAUCGACUAUGGAAUCCAAGAAUAGUGCAAUUUGUCUGAAUAAAGUUGGAUACUUGAUGGUUGUAUUAAACAUAUCAAUGACUACCUACUUUGGCAACCAAUAGUGGUUUCCAUUAGCCCGGUCAGGUUUUUUAUGAAGUUCAUAAUUAGGUCUCCAAGAUUUUAUGUCUGAAGAAAAAAUCGAGACACUCUAUGUCUAGUUUAUGCCCCAUCCAUAUAUUAUGGGGGGUUGUAUGAGAAUAAAGGAGUGCUUCUGUUUAUGUUAAUAUAUCUAUGACAAUGUUA
Messenger RNA from Triticum dicoccoides, 1290 nucleotides. RefSeq lists its product as uncharacterized. The record is from RefSeq and is a predicted model, not a curated record. The transcript has 5 exons. Bases 106 to 921 code for a protein of 271 amino acids. NCBI's taxonomy places the organism in Eukaryota, Viridiplantae, Streptophyta, Magnoliopsida, Poales, Poaceae. Gene Ontology annotation, biological process: cell surface receptor signaling pathway.